AUGAGGAGCACGAACAAGGAGCUUUACGGAGCCAGGAACCGUUAUGCGCCCUGUGAUUGGUAUUACCAUCUUCCAGUGAAGCGAUCUGAGAAGGCUGUAGAUGCCCCACCAGUCUCGCAGAUCCCAGGGCUUAGUGAUCUUGGAAACAGACAAAAUGGGAAUGCAUUUGGGACUCGCAGAUACUGGAUAAAAGAAACUGACUCGGAAUACGUCAAGCUCGCAAAACAGGGAGGAAGGUCUGAUCUGCUGAAGCACUUGAGUCAUGAAACCCGGAAAGGCUCCCCGGUGGCGUACUCAAUGCCAGACUGGUACACCCACCACAGCAAACCCCCAACGGCUGACCAGAGACAAGUUCCUGUUAUUUCUAUGCCGGAUUACAUGGUGUAUAAAGAGUUUAAUCCUGAUCAGGCCAAUGGAAACUACGAGUCCAGAAGAGGGCCUUUUGACUUUGAUAUGAAAACAAUAUGGCAGAGAGAAGCUGAGGAACUUGAAAAGGAGAAGAAAAAGGUGAGGCUACCAGCUAUUACCUCAAAGCAUUCAAGCAAAGUGGGAACCCCCAUCAGCUCCAAAGAGACUUCUGGGAGUAGACUCUCCUUUCCUCCAAUGCCUGGUAAAAAAACCAGUUCCCCAACAAACUUUUCCAAACUUAUUAGCAAUGGUUAUAAGGAUGAGUGGUUACAACCUCGAGCAGAUUCAGAGACGAGGAGCCCGCAGACAUUGAAAACAUCUAGCUCCAAAGAGGACCUCGAAGGACACCAAGACACAGAGACACUCCCAGACCCAGAGGUCACCGAGGACUCUCAGAAAUCUGAAGGUGAAGUUCAAACAGCAAUCUGUUUUUACCUGCUGGGGUUCUGA
This is a messenger RNA of Chrysochloris asiatica (Cape golden mole), 858 nucleotides long. Its product is annotated as chromosome unknown open reading frame, human C7orf57. NCBI's taxonomy places the organism in Eukaryota, Metazoa, Chordata, Mammalia, Afrosoricida, Chrysochloridae. The record is from RefSeq and is a predicted model, not a curated record. Bases 1 to 858 code for a protein of 285 amino acids. The transcript has 6 exons.